This is a messenger RNA of Hibiscus syriacus, 565 nucleotides long. Its product is annotated as polygalacturonase-like. The transcript has 2 exons. The record is from RefSeq and is a predicted model, not a curated record. Bases 111 to 536 code for a protein of 141 amino acids. Lineage: Eukaryota; Viridiplantae; Streptophyta; Magnoliopsida; Malvales; Malvaceae. Gene Ontology annotation, molecular function: polygalacturonase activity. Gene Ontology annotation, biological process: carbohydrate metabolic process.
UAUUUGGCCCUUUGUUUUCAUUUUCUGUUUUUCUGGGAAGGAAACAUCGUCGACUUGAAGCUCUUGAUGUCGUUGCCAACUUCGGCGCAAAGGCGGACGGAAGGACGGACAUGAAAGCAGUAAGCAGAAUAUAUGUAUCAAGUAUGAAAAAGCUUUUCUGUAGAAAUUCAGGUUCAUUUCUUUUGCCCUUUUACAUACAGGCUUUGCUGAAUGCUUGGAAACAAGCGUGUGCGUCGGCAACGCCGGCCGCCAUCGUGGUUCCGAAAGGGGCGUACAUGUUAAGCCAAGCAUUGUUGAAUGGUCCUUGCGAGGCUCACAUCACGCUUAAAGUUCAUGGUAUCAUAAUGGCUCCAGCUGAUCCUAAAGCAUUCAAGGAUUCAAAUUGGGUUGCCAUCUCCUUUGUCGAUGGCCUAACGAUAACCGGCGGCGGAGUUUUUGACGGAAAAGGAUCCGGUGUUUGGGGGAAAAGCAGUUGCGGCAAGAACUAUUGCGACACACUUCCCUUUGUAAGCCAGGUUUCAUGGUACAUUUGUUAAGUUUUAACCUCUUGAUAUGGUGCUAAUCA